This is a messenger RNA of Ictalurus furcatus (blue catfish), 759 nucleotides long. RefSeq lists its product as uncharacterized. Bases 1 to 675 code for a protein of 224 amino acids. The transcript has 2 exons. The record is from RefSeq and is a predicted model, not a curated record. NCBI's taxonomy places the organism in Eukaryota, Metazoa, Chordata, Actinopteri, Siluriformes, Ictaluridae.
AUGGUUAUUAAACAGAGGAGAGAUCACCCAGCUCCACCACGAGGUCUCGCUCCACAAGAAAGCCCAGCACCCCAAGUAAGCCCAGCUCCACCAGAAAGCCCAGCUCCACCAGGAGGCCUAGGUCUACCAGGAGGCCUAGCACCACCAGAAAGCCCUGCUACAUCAGAAAUCCCUGCUCUACCAGAAAUCCCUGCUCUACAGGAGAGCCCAGCUCCACCGGAAAGCCCUGCUACAUCAGAAAUCCCUGCUCUACCAGAAAUCCCUGCUCUACCAGAGAGCCCAGCUCCACCAGAAAGCCCUGCUACAUCAGAAAUCCCUGCUCUACUGGAAAUCUCUGCUCUACCAGAAAUCCCUGCUGUACCGGAGAGCCCAGCUCCACCAGAAAGUCCUGCUCCACCAGCAAGCCUACAUCCACCUGAAAGCCCAGCUCUACCAGAGAGCCCUGCUCCACCAGAAAGUCCUGCUCCACCAGCAAGCCUACAUUCAUCAGAAAGCCCAGUUCCACCAAAACGUCCAGCUCCACUAGAGAGCCCUGCACCACCAGAAAGCCCUGCUCUACCAGAAACCCUGCUCUACCGGAGAGCCUACAUUCAUCAGAAAGCCCAGUUCCACCAAAACGUCCAGCUCCACCAGAGAGCCCUGCACCACCUGAAAGUCCUGCUCCAAAAACUUUAGCUCAACAAGGAGAUCCAACCAGAAAUCCCUGUUUGAAAAUGAAGGCAGUUCCACCAGGAGAUUAAUCUCCAACAGAAAGCCUGG